Drosophila miranda is the source of this 1364-nucleotide messenger RNA. RefSeq names its product cyclin-dependent kinases regulatory subunit (gene Cks30A). Lineage: Eukaryota; Metazoa; Arthropoda; Insecta; Diptera; Drosophilidae. The transcript is spliced from 2 exons. Gene Ontology annotation, biological process: regulation of mitotic cell cycle. Gene Ontology annotation, molecular function: histone binding; ubiquitin binding; cyclin-dependent protein serine/threonine kinase activator activity. Bases 378 to 605 code for a protein of 75 amino acids. Gene Ontology annotation, cellular component: cyclin-dependent protein kinase holoenzyme complex; SCF ubiquitin ligase complex. The record is from RefSeq and is a predicted model, not a curated record.
AUUUUAUCAAUAAAUGCGCGGUCACACUGCGAGCGCGUCUCUUAAAUUGAAAAUCGCGUCAAAAAUUUACUGAAAACGUAAAAAUUGCUUUGCCAGCUAAAUAUAAUUGUGAUAAAACGAUUCAAAUACAUUCCAAAUAAGCGGAGACACAAGGAAAACAUACGAAGAUAUUGCAACUUCGGAGCGAAAGACUAACGAUCGAGUGGCGCUUUCACCCGGAAUCGAAGAAGACGCCGACUUUGCAGAAGAGCUGAAAAAUUCGCACAUCGCAUCCCUUGCUUUGCAGCAUAUCAGCAUUCAGGCAUUCCAGCACACUUCCAAUUCAAGGUCAAGUGCGCGUCUCAGGAGGACCACAACAGUUUUUGCACAGCAAUAAAAUGAGUAAAGAUAUUUACUAUUCGGAAAAAUAUUUCGAUGAGAAAUUCGAGUAUAGACAUGUGGUCUUGCCCAAGGAGCUGGUGAAGCUGGUGCCCAAGACCCAUCUGAUGACGGAGACCGAAUGGCGAUCGAUUGGUGUGCAACAGUCGCGCGGAUGGAUCCACUAUAUGAUUCACAAGCCAGAGCCACAUAUCCUGCUUUUUCGACGGCCCAAAAUGGAGGAUUAAAGGGAGAAAACACACUCACACAUGCCAACACAUACAGUCAGCGUCUUGCAAGGGGAAGGAGGUAGCGCUCGCAUACACAAACACACAAACACACAUACGACGUCCGGCAGCUGCUGCUGGUGUCCGUGUAUUGGUGGUGGUGGAUGUGGAACCAACUGUUGCGAUCGUCACCCUGCACUUUCUCGAAUACUUCUUAUAACAAAUAUUUAUACUCUGUAACCCCUACCUGCACGUACUCCUACCCCAUAGAUACGUACACCAAAGUGGGCAUAUUUUCAUCACCUUUAUCCCAUAUAGAGGACUGGCAUAGUGGAGCACUAGCUAUACUUCUAUUUGUACUCUUUGUUUAACGCGAUCUAUAGUCUGUUUUAAAAAGCAAUUUUAACUAUUUUAGAAAGUUCUUUAAGCUCAAAAUACCACACUACCCCAUAGAUGAUAUGAAAAUCUUAGUGGCCAUUUGGAUCACUUCUUUGCCAUGGGGCAAGUCCGUUGCCUUCAGUUUGUAACCUUUUCAUAGAGGAGGGGGAUAGUGAAACACUGGAUAUAGGUUCCCACAUUCCUCUCCGUACAUUUAAAUGCAUUUUGCCAUUAGUUUAUUACCAUUUUGCAGUACGUUGGAUACGAAAAACCACUUUGCUCACAUGUAAUCUUAAAAGAAAAUCUGAUUUGUGAUCUUGAAAUUUGUUUAUCAAUAAUACAUAUACAUGUUUACACAUUCUACUUAUAAACUUGUAAUAAAUAUGUUUAAUGUAUGGAAAA